CCAAGACCACGAAUCUCGAAAUCUGUCCAGAGAAUUGAACCCCUUCACGACCCGCGCAGCAUCUAACGAUUCGAGGACUUACCUGCGACGCUUUCAUUCUUUAUUACCGAUUACAGCUGAUCACGACAUCCAAGUUUUGCAGAGCGGUCUGCCUCCGCUGGCUCGGAAAGCCACAUAUAUUUCUUCCUCCCCCUGACGGUACCCCCAUAGUCGGCAUACUGCUUGUCCACCAUGAGAUUAGACGUUAAGAGGCAGUUGUUCGCGAGGAGCGAGAGAGUCAAGGGGAUCGAUUUCCACCCUGUUGAGCCAUGGAUUUUGACGACACUCUAUAGCGGUCAUGUCUACAUAUGGUCAUACGAGACUCAGACAAUUGUCAAGACAUUCGAACUCACCGAUGUCCCUGUACGAGCUGGCCGAUUCGUUGCUCGAAAGAAUUGGAUCGUCUGUGGCUCAGACGACUUCCAACUCCGAGUCUACAAUUAUAAUACUUCCGAGAAGAUCACCUCAUUCGAAGCCCAUCCCGAUUACAUUCGAGCCAUUGUCGUACACCCCACGCAACCCUUUGUGCUGACAGCGUCCGAUGACAUGACCAUAAAGCUCUGGGAUUGGGAUAAAGGAUGGAAAUGCGUGCAGGUCUUCGAGGGUCACAGUCAUUAUGUUAUGGGCCUAGCCAUCAACCCGAAGGACACGAACACAUUUGCUUCAGCAUGUCUUGACAGGACGGUGAAGAUUUGGAGCCUGGGUUCCUCGACCGCCAAUUUCACACUGGAGGCACACGAGACCAAGGGUGUCAACCAUGUUGAUUACUAUCCGCAAUCUGACAAGCCAUACCUUCUCACAACCUCAGACGACCGAACAGUCAAAGUCUGGGAUUAUACUACGAAAUCCUUGAUCGCAACUCUCGAGGGCCACACAAGCAAUGUUUCUUUCGCUUGCUAUCACCCAGAGCUGCCUGUCAUCAUAUCCGGUUCCGAGGAUGGCACCGUGAAGAUAUGGCAUGCGAAUACAUACAGAUUGGAGCAGUCUCUGAGCUAUGGCUUGGAGAGAGCAUGGUGUGUUAGUUACCAGCGAGGAAAGCAGGGAGUUGCAGUUGGUUUCGAUGAGGGCGCGGUCGUUGUAAAGAUGGGCCGAGAAGAGCCAGCAGUAUCAAUGGAUAGCUCUGGAAAAAUCAUCUGGGCAAGACACAGUGAAGUUGUCUCGUCGAUCAUCAAAGGCGGAGACACUUCUUUGAAAGAUAACGAUCCUAUCACUCUUCCAACGAAGGACCUUGGUACCUGUGAAGUCUACCCUCAGACCCUUCUCCAUUCUCCCAACGGUCGAUUCGUAUCUGUUUGUGGUGACGGAGAGUUCAUCAUCUACACUGCUCUUGCUUGGAGAAACAAGGCUUUCGGUUCUGCGCUGGAUUUCGUAUGGGGAUCGAAAGAGAACAGCAACGACUACGCUAUCCGAGAAUCUCCCACAAGUGUCAAAAUCUUCAAAAACUUUGUUGAGAAACCUGGUGGCCUUGAUGUUGGAUUCCAGGCUGAAGGUUUGACGGGCGGUGUUCUACUCGGUGUUAAGGGUCAAGGUGGUAUUGGAUUUUUUGAUUGGCAGACUGGUGGUUUGGUUCGGAGGAUCGAGGUUGACCCUAAAGAGGUCUACUGGUCCGAAAGCGGAGAGCUGGUCUCAAUUGCCUGUGAAGAUACCUUCUACGUCUUGCGAUUUUCGCGAGAGAACUACAUUGCUGCGGUGCAAGCCGGAGAGGUUGAUGAUGACGGGGUAGAGUCGGCCUUUGAAGUCGUCACAGACAUCAACGAAACUGUGCGAACAGGAGAAUGGGUCGGCGACUGCUUCAUCUACACCAACAGCACAAACCGUCUCAACUAUCUUGUCGGCGACCAAACCUAUACCAUCUCUCACUUUGAUCAACCUAUGUACCUCCUUGGUUACAUCCAACGCGACUCACGGAUCUACAUCGCUGACAAGGAUGUCAACGUCACUUCAUUCUCUCUUUCUCUCUCUGUCGUUGAAUAUCAAACCCUCGUCCUCCGCGAUGAUAUGGAAUCCGCAGCAGAACUCCUACCUUCAAUUCCCACUGAUCAACUAAACAAAAUUGCCCGUUUCCUCGAGGGUCAAGGUCACAAAGAGCUCGCGCUCGAAGUCGCUACUGACCCUGAACACAAGUUCGACUUGGCACUUGCACUGGGUCAAUUACCAAUUGCUCUCGAGCUGGCAAGAGAGGCCGAUGUUGAACAUAAGUGGAAGACGGUCGGUGAUGCUGCUUUGGCCGGAUGGGAUAUUGCGUUGGCUGCAGAAUGCUUCAAGAAUGCUAAAGAUCUUGGCUCGUUAUUGCUCCUACACUCAAGUACGGGUGAUCGGGAAGGUCUGCAGGCUCUGAGCUCUCAAGCCUCUGCUGCUGGUGCCCACAACGUUGCUUUCACUUGUCUUUGGCAAUUGGGAGAUGUGGAAGGAUGCAUUGAUAUCUUGACCAAGACCGGAAGAGUUGCUGAAGCAGUACUACUCUCUCAGACGUACAAGCCAAGUUCCACGGUAAAGACAGUCGGUCUGUGGAAAGAGAGCUUGGAGAAGGAGAAGAAGGGAAGGGUUGCAAAGACGAUCGGUGUCCCUGGCGAAGACGAGGACUUGUUUCCCGAGUGGGAAGAGUAUCUCAAGUUAGAGAGCGAGGGUGGUGUUAAUCUGAUUGAUGUGAAUGGAACGGAUGAGGUUAAUGGUGAUGAACCGGAGCCCGAGGCUGAGGCGGCCGAAGAAGAUACAUUGAUCUCAACGGAGGCGUGA
Amorphotheca resinae ATCC 22711 is the source of this 2775-nucleotide messenger RNA. RefSeq lists its product as hypothetical. NCBI's taxonomy places the organism in Eukaryota, Fungi, Ascomycota, Leotiomycetes, Helotiales, Amorphothecaceae. Gene Ontology annotation, molecular function: protein binding; structural molecule activity. Bases 232 to 2775 code for a protein of 847 amino acids. The record is from RefSeq and is a predicted model, not a curated record. Gene Ontology annotation, cellular component: COPI vesicle coat. The transcript is spliced from 7 exons. Gene Ontology annotation, biological process: retrograde vesicle-mediated transport, Golgi to endoplasmic reticulum; endoplasmic reticulum to Golgi vesicle-mediated transport; intracellular protein transport.